GGUUGUUUGUCUGUGGUUCAGAUUUCUGAGGCUUCCUUGGAUGUAUGGGUGAUGGAGAUGCUGAAUAUGUAAGAUAAACCAGCCAAUGAAUUCAUGAACCCACUCUAAAGUGAUCUUCUGCAUAGAUUUUCGACAUGAAAUGGGGUUUUUGUAGGGGUAGCCCUGUUUUCGAUAGGAUUAUAGUUGUUUCAGCUGGUGUUAUUGCCAAUGUCAUAUUUGCUUUCAUCAUAAUUUUUGUACAAAUUGUAUCUGUUGGUUUGCCUGUACAAGAAGCCUUUCCUGAGGUGGUUGUUCCUGAUGUACGCCCUUUUUCGGCAGCCUCACGAGAUGGAUUACUUCCUGGAGAUGUGAUUCUAUCUGUUAAUGGCCUUCAAUUGCUCAAAACAGGCCCAAAAACAGUAUUCGAAGUUGUUGAUGUUAUUAAAACCAGUCCCAAAAAGAAUGUACUCGUACAAAUUCAUAGAGGACAAGAUGAUCUUCAACUCAAGGUAACCCCAGAUGAGAAUUCUGAUGGAACUGGUAAAAUUGGAGUUCAAUUAUCCCCAAAUGUCAGUAUCAGAAAAACAUUCCAAAACUUUUCGCAAUCAGCUGAAAAAGUUUCAGGUCCUGUUGCAAUUAUCGCAGUUGGGGCAGAAGUAGCGAGAUCGAACAUUGAUGGACUUUACCAAUUCGCAGCAGUGUUGAAUAUAAAUUUAGCAGUGAUCAAUAUGUUACCAUUGCCAGCAUUAGGGGGUACUUUGGCAUUGAUACUGAUAGAGGCAGCUAGAGGAGGGAAGAAGCUUCCUAUGGAAUUGGAGCAAACGAUUAUGUCUUCGGGUAUUACAUUAGUUUUGUUUCUUUGGUUGUAUCUUAUAAUUCGAGACACUCUAAACCUUGAUUUUAUCAAAGCUAUAUUGUGGUGGGAAUUGAUGAAGUGAACCUUCAGUUCAGUUGUUUGAGGAAUUGUAUACUAAAUGAUCGAAAUUACUUGUAGUUGAGCCUAUGAUUAUAUGGAAAAGAAUGGCGGU
Messenger RNA from Spinacia oleracea (spinach), 1007 nucleotides. RefSeq names its product membrane metalloprotease ARASP, chloroplastic-like. Gene Ontology annotation, molecular function: protein binding; metalloendopeptidase activity. Gene Ontology annotation, cellular component: membrane. The record is from RefSeq and is a predicted model, not a curated record. Lineage: Eukaryota; Viridiplantae; Streptophyta; Magnoliopsida; Caryophyllales; Amaranthaceae. Gene Ontology annotation, biological process: proteolysis.